GCGGGCGAGCCGAGAGGGGAGGGGUCGCGAGGGGAGCGGGAGGGAGCCGAGUGAGAGCGAGCGAUUUCCUUCCGGCACGUCGCCCGCUCCGGGUGAGGGGGCGGGGGGAUUCACUUCCGGGCCGGUGUUCCGGCCCGUUCCGGCCCGUUUCCACCCCCGGAGCUCUCGCCCCUGCCCCGCGGACGGGAGACGCUGGACUCCAGGGGCCUCCUCCACCUGGGCGGCCGCCGCCAAGAGCCAAACUAAAGUGCUGGUGUAGGCUCCGGGAUAAACACGGCUGCGUGCAGGAUGGCAUCCGCCGAGGCUCUGGUUGGAGUCAAAGUUUCAAAACAAACGAGAACGCUUUGGAAAAAGAAACUUUCUGAUGAACACUUUAACCACAGCCAAAGCUGCCCUGAGCGCGCCGCCCGCCUCGUUCUGCUCAGCUUGUAUUCUAUUACAGUCGUUACUAUGAAGAGGGGUUGAAUGCCUGCCCGCGGCCUUCCGGCGGGACCAUGGAGAAAGGAGGCAACAUCCAGCUGGAGAUCCCCGACUUCAGCAACUCGGUGCUUAGCCACCUGAACCAGCUGCGCAUGCAGGGCCGCCUCUGUGACAUCGUGGUGAACGUGCAGGGCCAGGCUUUCCGGGCUCACAAAGUAGUCCUGGCCGCCAGCUCCCCGUACUUCCGGGACCACAUGUCCUUGAACGAGAUGAGCACCGUCUCCAUUUCGGUCAUCAAGAACCCCACCGUGUUUGAGCAGCUGCUGUCCUUCUGUUACACAGGCCGGAUCUGCCUGCAGCUGGCUGACAUCAUCAGCUACCUGACGGCCGCCAGCUUCCUGCAGAUGCAGCAUGUCAUUGACAAGUGCACGCAGAUCCUCGAGGGCAUCCACUUCAAGAUCAGCGUGGCCGACGUGGAGCCAGAGUGCACUCAGGUGAGGACCAAGCACCCAGAGAGACCGCCGGAGUCUCCCAGGGUCACCCCCAAUCUCAGCCGCCCCCUGAGUCCCCGGCAUGGCACAUCGAAGGGAACCCGGCGGGGUCCAGUGAGCGCGGUGCUGGACAUCAGAGAGCUGAGUCCUCCCGAGGAGUCCACUAGUCCCCACAUCAUCGAGCAGAGUUCUGACGUCGAGAGCCGCGAGCCCAUUCUUCGGAUCAACCGGGCAGGCCAGUGGUACGUGGAGACGGGGCUCGCAGACCGUGGGGGCCGGAGCGAUGACGAAGUCCGGGUACUGGGAGCCGUGCACAUCAAAACGGAAAACCUGGAGGAGUGGCUAGGGCCCGAGAGCCAGCCUUCCGGGGAGGAAGGAAGCAGUGCCGAGGACGUCACGGCCAUGGUCAUCGACACCACCGGGCACGGCGCUCUAGGCCAGGAGAGUUACUCCCUGAGCUCAGCAGGACCCAAAGUCGCCCGCCCGACCAGCAGUGAGGUUGACAGGUUUAGCCCGUCUGGCAGCGUGGCCCCCCUGACGGAGAGACACCGAGCCCGCAGUGAGUCCCCUGGCAGGAUGGACGAGCCUAAGCAGCCCAGCUCCCAGGUAGAAGAGUCAGCAGUGAUGGGGGUAAGUGGUUAUGUGGAGUAUCUCCGAGAACAGGAAGUGUCCGAGCGAUGGUUCCGGUAUAACCCCCGACUCACUUGCAUCUACUGUGCCAAAUCUUUCAACCAGAAGGGGAGCCUGGACCGCCACAUGCGCCUCCACAUGGGCAUCACCCCGUUCGUCUGCCGCAUGUGUGGCAAGAAGUACACGCGCAAAGACCAGCUGGAGUACCACAUCCGCAAACACACGGGCAACAAGCCCUUCCACUGUCACGUGUGCGGCAAAAGCUUUCCCUUCCAGGCCAUCUUGAAUCAGCACUUUCGCAAAAACCACCCUGGCUGUAUCCCCUUGGAGGGGCCUCACAGCAUCUCCCCUGAAACAACUGUCACAUCUCGAGGGCAAGCCGAGGAAGAGUCGCCUUCACAGGAAGAGACGGUGGCUUCUGGGGAAACUGCCCAGGGCUCUGUGUCCACCACUGGGCCUGACUGAACGAGCGAGGGGGGAGGGCAGGCCCUCCCCCCGUGGGCCGUAAGCAGCCCGCAUCAGGGCCUGGGCUGGUACUUGGAUCACAAAAUGCCACAGCACUCGACCUGAAGAUGCUCCGGAGAUGUUGCCAGACUAGGUGGCCAGCCACGUGCAUGGAACACGAAAGGCUCUUCCCCUCCUCCUCCCACCUCACACUUCGGAAAAUAAUCAAGCAAGUUUAACUUCUAAUUCAGGGAUCAACAGCCUUGGUUUGUUAACUUUAUAAGACAGGAGUUUUUUUUAAUGAAACAGUGAUAAAUAGUCAUUUACUUCCCAGUCACGUUUGAAUACUGUACUUGGUCCAUAUCAUCCUGGUGGCUGCAGUGGCCCAGACCUGAAAAUGCAGCAGGAGCCUUGGCUGGCAGAAGCAGCCAACCACAGAGAGGAG
Ochotona princeps (American pika) is the source of this 2430-nucleotide messenger RNA. It is a transcript of the gene ZBTB37, whose product is annotated as zinc finger and BTB domain containing 37. Gene Ontology annotation, biological process: regulation of transcription by RNA polymerase II. The transcript is spliced from 6 exons. The coding region runs from base 495 to 2006 and encodes 503 amino acids. Lineage: Eukaryota; Metazoa; Chordata; Mammalia; Lagomorpha; Ochotonidae. The record is from RefSeq and is a predicted model, not a curated record. Gene Ontology annotation, molecular function: protein binding; DNA-binding transcription factor activity, RNA polymerase II-specific; RNA polymerase II cis-regulatory region sequence-specific DNA binding.